Molecule: messenger RNA, 1438 nt
Organism: Puntigrus tetrazona (Sumatra barb)
Lineage: Eukaryota; Metazoa; Chordata; Actinopteri; Cypriniformes; Cyprinidae
Gene: tbc1d7
Product: TBC1 domain family, member 7
Exons: 8
Coding region: 204-1106 (300 amino acids)
Biological process (GO): negative regulation of TOR signaling; activation of GTPase activity
Molecular function (GO): GTPase activator activity
Source: RefSeq, a predicted model, not a curated record
ACACGAGGACGCGAACGACUUCCGGGGUCACGGGACUGCGGACAGCCGCGUUUGCAGAUGUACGCGUUCUUUCUGAGAAUUAAAGAUGAUAAUAUGCAUUGAAUGCGAAUUGAAGUCAGAUGUUUGACCGAUAGAGCGUUUGAAGAGUCUCUCGGCUGAGAAAAACCGCUGAGGUCUGCCCCCUGAGCUUCACAUCGGCGAUCAUGGCUGAUGAUCCUCAGAGGAACUUUCGCUCGGCGUAUUAUGAGAAAGUGGGUUUCAGAGGAGUGGAGGAGAAGAAAUCGCUUGAGAUCCUGCUGAAGGACAAUCCUCUGGAUGUGGAGAAGCUGAGCACCUUCAGUCAGAGGUUUCCGCUGCCCUCCAUGUACCGGAUACACGUGUGGAAAGUCCUGCUGGGCAUCCUGCCGCCCCACACGGACUCUCACGCGCUGGUGUCUCGCUAUCGGCUCGAGCAGUUCGAGGACGUGAGCGGCGCUCUGACGGCCAUGCGCUUCGUCCACGCCUCCACCCCGGCCACGGAGCUCUACCUGCGCAUGUACCAGCUGGAGAGCAGACAGCUGCCCCGCAGGAGCGAGCUCAGGCCGCCGGUGAGGAGCUACGGGAUUGAUGAUGAGGAUGAAAACUUCCUGUCUAUCAGCAGAGCGAUGGAGGAGAUCGUCGAGGACCCGGUCGACUGCUACUGGCUCGUCAGGUGCUUCGUCAACCAGUUCAAGAUCAAGUUUGGAGACUCCGUCCCUCACCUGCCGAAGAGUUUGGAGCACUUCCUGUCUCAGGAGGACGCAGCUCUUCUGGCUCAUCUGAAGGUGUCCGGCGCCCUGCACUCGCUGCCGUACUGUCUCUGGUUCAGACGCUGCUUCGCUGGCUGUUUACCCGAGUCCAGCCUGCAGAGGGUUUGGGAUAAAGUCAUCAGCGGCUCCUGUAAGAUCCUGGUGUUUGUUGCCAUGGAGAUUCUGCUCAGCUAUAAGAUCAUGCUGAUGGGAAUGAAUGACCCGGAUGGAGUUUACAACUUCCUGUCUAACAUGCCGCAGGAGAACACGGACGCCAUCGUCACUAAAGCCAUCGACCUGUGGCACAAGCACUGCGGGACGCCCAUGCACUCUGUCUAAUUCAUCCUCUCCAGCUGUGUUUGAGAAGCUGCGUACGUCAUUCAGGACACGCCUCCCGCUCUCUGAGCCAAUAGCAGCAGCGGAAGAGAGACCGGAAACAGAAACGCAUCAAUCUUGCGUGCGUGCGUGUGUGUGUGUGUGUGUGCGUGCAUGUGUCAUUUUACACCCUUAUGUCGUUCCAAACCUGUACGAGUUCAUAUGUAAGAUCAGGAAAAGUGCUUCAAGUCUCAAAAAUCAGGGGGAAAAAAAAUGGCAUGUAGGCUUGGAACAAAUGAAGGUGAUAAAGUCAGAUUUUCUAUAUAUAUAUAUAUAUAUAUAUAUAUAUAUAUAUA